AUGGCUCUUGUAUCUUAUGAUUAUGAUAGCACAAGCGAAAACGAAGAAGAGGAAAUCCCUAUUUCUAGUGCUGUUAUCCUUCCAAAUAAAAAUGUAGAACUGGAACCCCAAGCCAAAGAUAUUCUGACAAAAGACAUAACACCUGAUAUCAGCAAUAAAGCUGUUGAGGAAAAUAAAUACUCAAAUCAAAAUAGCUUAUUUUCAGCCCUGCCUGAAUCUAAAACUGUAGAUAAGAACAUAAUAGAAGAGCAAAUAGAGGAUUUUAUCCCAAAACCUACCGCAAUUAAAAAAGAAAAACAAAAAGUUAAAAUAAGGAUUCCAUCUUUAUCACAAUACCAAGAUUUAGAUGAUGAACCUGAUACAAAGAAAUUGAAAUCUUCAGCGAAAGGCAGUGGGUUAAUUUCAAUAUUACCUCCUGUUAAAGGAUAUGUUAAAUCAGUUACUAGCUUUGUACCUAAAGUUAUUGCUGACAAAGCUAAAGCUACAGUUUCUAAUUCUAGUACAAACCCUCUCCUUCCAGACAGUGUUAGAAAAAAAGCAGAAGCUAAAAAAGGUGCCAUUGGUAAAAAAGCAAUUCAAAAAGUGAAGGUUGUUUUAAGUGAUGCUGAAAGUGAUGAUGAUUUGGAUGUUCCAGAAACAUUUGAUGAUGAAAUGUGGGAAAAAGUAUGUGGUAGACCUAAAAACAAGCCAGUUAUUCAAGAGCCACAGUAUGAAGAUCAACAAGAUAUACUUAACAUUGCUCCAGAACCUGAAAAACCUUAUGAAGGCCUCGACAAUAGGGCAUUUAAAGAACUUGUUGGUAAAUCUAAAAGACCCCUUGGUAAUAUUAAACUGAUUGAUAUUAAUGAAGAAGAAAUAAUGGCAGAUAAAGAUCUUUGGAUGGCUAAGUCUAUGACUGAUCCAGAAAUGGCCCCCAGGGCUGUUAUUGAUGAUCCAGUUGACCCCACAAGGAGAAAGAAACACCAUAUUACUUAUUUAGCACAACAAGCUAAGGCUAAUGAGCAAGACUUGAAAAAUUCAUGGGCUAUUAGUAAGAAUAACAGAAUGGCAAGCUUCCAAACAAAGAUGCCACCAAAACCAAAAUUGUUCAAAAACAAAAAUCCAACAAAACCUCCAAAAAUCAAUCAAGAAAAUUUGCCACAACCAAGCACAAGUCAGACCAAUUCUAGCACAGAAAUAAUUCCAAAUCAAGAACAAUUUGAGUCUGAAUUAUGUUGGUGUAUUCAACAACUUCGAACAGUUUUAAUUUCAGGAAAAUUAAAUAAUAAGCAAGUUCAAGAUUACUCAAAAGCACUAAACACAUUAAUGAGUAAUACAGCUCCAAUAGUAAAGAAAAGACAAGUUAUGAGGUUGUCUUUUGGAGACUAUAGAGAAAAGAUGGCAGCAGAAGAAAAAAGGAUGUCUAAAAAUGCCACCAAUAUGAAACUGAAAUCUGCCACACCAAAUAAGAAAACGAUAUUUUUGAAGAAAAGUUUCUUCUCUUCUGCAGUAGAUAAUAAUUUUAAAUUUAACUUUACUAUCCAAGACGGAAAAAUAGAAGAAAACCCGUGUUCUAGCCUUAGUGGACACUUUAAAAUUUUGUCAUUUGUAUCAACACUAUCAACUGCUUAUCAGUAG
Molecule: messenger RNA, 1617 nt
Organism: Psylliodes chrysocephalus
Lineage: Eukaryota; Metazoa; Arthropoda; Insecta; Coleoptera; Chrysomelidae
Source: the annotation of a GenBank genome assembly